UCCAAAACCUUCUCAGCCUUCAUCCUCUUCAAUGGGGUCCUCUGCUCUCUUCCGCCACGCAGACUCCUUGAAACGGCUCAUCCAUGCCGGACUUCGAAUAUGCGAAGCUGAGGCCUCGUUUCCUUCUCUCCUGAUCAGGCCUUACUGCAGCGGGCAAACCAAGAACCGCCGCCUGACGCUGGCGUCGGUGAUCUACCCUCUUGGCCACCCAAGCAACAACAUGGCCACCGAGCUUGAUCGAUGGGUCAAUAAUGGGAACCGAACUAGGCCAGUGGAGCUCCGAGAGCUCGUCCGUGACCUACGAAAGCGCCGGAGGUUCAGUAAUGCUCUCGAGGUUUCCGAGUGGAUGAAAGACAAAGGUCAUGUACCAUUUACACCAGGAGACCAUGCUGUGGUAUUGGAUUUGAUUGGGAGGGUCCGGGGAUUAGCCUCUGCAGAGAGUUACUUCAAUGGCAUGCAUGAGAGGGACAAGACGGAGAAGACAUACGGUGCACUUCUGAACUGUUAUGUGAGAGAGUGUUUAGUUGAGAAAUCUUUGUCCCAUUUGCAAAAGAUGAAAGAAAUGGGACUGGCUACCUCGGCUCUCACUUACAAUGAUAUCAUGUGUCUCUAUACAAACACUGGUCAGCAUGAAAAGGUUCCUUCGGUGCUGGCUGAAAUGAAGGAAAAUGGUGUCCUGCCUGAUAAUUUCAGCUAUAGAAUCUGCAUCAAUUCUUAUGGUACUAGAUCUGAUAUUAAUGGCAUGGAGAAGCUGUUUGAGGAAAUGGAGCAUCAGCCUCAAAUUGUUGUUGACUGGAAUACAUACUCAGUUGUAGCAAAUAUUUACAUAAAAGCAGGUCUCCGUGAGAAGGCCAUUGCUAUCUUGAAAAAAUACGAAGAGAGGCUGGAGAAACGGAAUGGGCUAUGCUACAACCAUCUGGUCUCUCUUUAUGGCAAUCUUGAAAUGAAAUCAGACAUAAAGAGGAUAUGGGAAAUUCAGAAAUUGAAUGGUGUUAAGCUUAUCAACAGGGAUUAUACAACAAUGAUUGGGACAAUGGUGAAGCUUGGGGACCUACUGGAAGCCGAAAUUUUGUUGAAAGAGUGGGAGACAUCCGGAAAUGCAUGUGAUUUUCGAGUCCCUAAUGUUCUCCUCAUAGGAUACCGCAACAAAGGGUUGAUAGAGAAAGCUGAAGAACUUCUUGAUGACUUUCUGAAGAAAGGCAAGCAACCACCUGCAAGUAGUUGGGGAAUUGUUGCAGCAGGAUAUGCAACCAAUGGGGAGACGAGCAAGGCAUAUGAAUGCAUGAAAAAUGCUCUUUGUAUGUAUGCUCCAAAUGCUGGGUGGGAGCCGAAGGACCAUGUGAUUGAUGACAUACUGCAUUGGCUCGGGUAUGAAGGUGCUCCUGAUGAUGUUGAAACGUUUGUUAAUCUAUUGAAAAUUGCAUGUCCGAUGAACAGGACUAUGUAUCAUACACUGAUCAGGACAAAUGUUAGAUGUGGGAAACCGGUAAAAGAGAUUCUGAAGAAUAUGAAAGCCGAUGGAAUUGACGAGAAUGAAGAGACGAAGGAGAUCUUAAGCUCAAAAUCUAACCCUGUCACACUCGCAAUUUAACUAAGGCUUAUUUGAUGGAUCUUCUGCAAAACAUGCAACAAAUGGCUCCUGUAAAUCUAUGGUUUUCUGAUGACAAGUGUGGUUUCUGAAAAACUUAUAAUUCAUUUGCAGGAACUUUAAUUUGUGCUGAUUAUGCUAUCAUCCUUGUACAAGAAGUCUGUUUACAACUUUACUAGGAUGCUGUAAGAUUUUAAGAUGAGGAAAAUGUGUUAUUACAACUGCUUUAGCUUGAUCAAACUGUUUUGCUUUGAUUUUAUCUUAAUAA
Dioscorea cayenensis subsp. rotundata (Guinea yam) is the source of this 1856-nucleotide messenger RNA. RefSeq names its product pentatricopeptide repeat-containing protein At4g21705, mitochondrial-like. The record is from RefSeq and is a predicted model, not a curated record. The transcript has 2 exons. NCBI's taxonomy places the organism in Eukaryota, Viridiplantae, Streptophyta, Magnoliopsida, Dioscoreales, Dioscoreaceae. Gene Ontology annotation, molecular function: protein binding. Bases 32 to 1591 code for a protein of 519 amino acids. Gene Ontology annotation, cellular component: mitochondrion.